CUCGACUCUCGCUUUCCCUUCUUUUUCACUCUCACUCUCUCUCUCUGCCUCGGCCUCUGCUUUCUUUUUUCUUCAAUGGCGGUCCUGAAGCUUUUCUCUCUCUUCCUCAUUAUCUUGACAAACUUACCCAACACUCUGAGUCAGUCUUCUUCAUCACUAUCAUCUUCUUCCUCUGAUGUUGAGCUAGUAUUGAGCAAAAUUAAACCAUCACUGCAAGGCAAAACAGAGAACCUACUCUUAUCUUCAUGGAACACCUCUGUUCCUCUCUGUCAAUGGCGAGGCCUCAAAUGGGUUUUCACCAACGGUUCUUCUCUUGUCUGCAACGACCUCUCUUCUCCACAGUGGACCAACCUUUCUCUUUCCAAAGACCCAUCUCUCCACCUUCUCUCUCUACAACUCCCUUCGGCUGGACUCUCAGGAACACUGCCAAGAGAGCUCGGCGAGCUCUCAAACCUCCAAAGCCUCUAUCUCAGCGUCAACACACUCUCUGGAACCAUCCCUCUCGAGCUUGGCUACAGCUCGUCUCUCUCCGACAUCGAUUUGGGCAACAAUUUGAUCAAUGGGUCACUCCCCACAUCGAUCUGGAACCUCUGCGAUCGGCUCGUUUCGCUUCGGCUUCACGGUAACUCUCUCUCUGGUUCUCUUCCUGAACCCGCAUUGCCUAACGCUACUUGUAAGAAUUUACAGUUUCUUGAUCUUGGGCACAACAUGUUUGCGGGAAAUUUUCCAGAAUUUAUAACUAGGUUUCGUAGUCUUAAACAGCUUGAUCUUUCUAAUAAUAUGUUUUCGGGUUCGAUUCCUGUGAGUGUAAGUGAACUAAAUUUGGAAAAUUUGAACCUAUCGCACAAUAAUUUUAGUGGGGUGUUGCCGAAUUUUGGGGAAUCCAAGUUUGGAGUGGAGGAUUUUGAAGGAAACAAUCCAGGGCUUUGUGGGUCUCCAUUGAAGAGCUGUAGAGGAAGCUCUGGGUUGAGUUCUGGUGCAAUUGCUGGUAUUGUUAUUGGGUUAAUGACCGGUGCUGUAGUUUUCGCUUCCUUGUUAAUUGGGUAUGUGCAAGGGAAGAAGAGGAAGAGUAGAGACGAUGAAGACGAUGAGGAAUUGGAAGAAGAAGCAGAUGAUGAUGAGAAUGGGGGGGUUGGUGGUGGUGAGGGGAAGUUGAUUUUGUUUCAGGGUGGCGAGCAUUUGACAUUGGAGGAUGUGUUGAAUGCGACGGGGCAAGUGAUGGAGAAGACGACUUAUGGGACGGUAUAUAAGGCGAAACUUGCUGAUGGAGGGCACAUUGCUCUGAGGUUGUUGAGGGAAGGAAGUUGUAAAGAUAGGAGUUUGUGUUUGCCUGUUGUGAAACAAUUGGGGCGUGUUCGACAUGAGAAUUUGAUUCCUUUGCGAGCAUUUUAUCAGGGGAAGAGAGGCGAGAAGCUGCUCAUUUAUGAUUAUCUUCCCAGCAGAACCCUCCAUGAUCUCUUACAUGAAUCAAGGGCAGGGAAACCAGCUUUGAAUUGGGCUAGGCGACACAAGAUUGCAUUGGGUAUAGCCAGAGGACUAGCAUAUCUUCAUACAGGUUUUGAAACACCUGUUACACAUGGCAACGUGAGAUCCAAAAAUGUUUUUGUGGACGACUUUUUUGUGGCCAGGCUCACUGAGUUCGGACUGGACAAACUAAUGAUCCCAGCCGUUGCAGACGAACUGGUGGCACUUGCAAAAACCGAUGGUUACAAGGCUCCAGAACUUCGAACCAUGAAAAAGUGCAAUUCCAGGACAGAUGUUUAUGAAUUUGGAAUACUAUUACUCGAGCUUUUGUUAGGGAAGAAGCCCGGGAAAAAUGGAAGAAGUGGUGAUUUCAUCGAUUUGCCUUCACUAGUGAAAGUGGCGGUUUUGGAGGAGACGACAAUGGAGGUUUUUGAUUUAGAGGUUUUGAAAGGGAUAAGGAGUCCAAUGGAAGAAGGUUUGGUUCAGGCAUUGAAGCUCGCAAUGGGUUGUUGUGCGCCAGUGGCUUCAGUUAGACCCACGAUGGACGAGGUUGUCAAGCAGUUGGAGGAGAAUAGACCGAGGAACAGGUCUGCUUUGUACAGCCCUACAGAAACUAGGAGUGAAAUCGGUACCCCUUUUUGAGUUUUGGGGUUAGGUUGUGAGUUUCUUAAUGUCCAUCAGUUUCUCCUAAUGGGGAUGUGAUUAAUGGUGUUGACCUUUUGUUUUUGUUUUUGCUUUUGCUUUUGCUUUUGCUUUUGUUUUCUUCCCUAGUGAAGUUGUGUUUGUAAGGAUGAAAAUGGUUCAUAGUCUACUGGUUUAUUGACAUUAAUCUAUGCAGAACAGAAUGUUGGAGUAGCCUUUUAUUCAUAUAUGCAUUGCCCAUAUGCUA
Molecule: messenger RNA, 2353 nt
Organism: Camellia sinensis
Lineage: Eukaryota; Viridiplantae; Streptophyta; Magnoliopsida; Ericales; Theaceae
Gene: TMKL1
Product: transmembrane kinase-like 1
Biological process (GO): protein phosphorylation
Molecular function (GO): ATP binding; protein binding; protein kinase activity
Source: RefSeq, a predicted model, not a curated record